CAAUCAGGGUGGGAAGAAGAAAAAUUUUAAUUCAUGUUCGUUCUCUAUCUUGGUGAAUUUGCCACAGAUUCAAUUCUUGUCGAAGCCGGAAGUGUUCCCUGUCUUAUGAGGAAGAAAAUUGAAGAGUAAAUGAGGAAAGGACAUGGCACGUGGAUUCACGUACGCCAUCACAGCAGGAACGCUAGCAGCUCUGGGUAACGUGACAGCCAAGCUAACCUUCAGUCAGGCGGAAGCCCAACGUCUCUGUUUGGUUUCCCUAGCCAUCUUCAGCACCAUCCUACCUGUCGAUGAAACAUGCAGAGAUUGGGUCCUGCUGUUCCAAGGCGUGUCAGCGGUCGUGUGCAUCGUGUCCAAUGCGACUAUGGUACCGAAUCUAGUCAAGGCAUUGGCCCUGUGCGAAAAUUCCGUCCAAGCCGUUGUGAUCAAUACCGCCGUGCAAGUCAUCGUCACGUCUCUGGUAGGGAUGUUUCUUCUCGGAGAACAAUUGGGAGUAUUCUGGUGGAUGGGGAUGACCUUCAUCCUCCUGGGUUUCCACAUCAUCUACAGGAGCCAGGACAAUAUAUUUAAAGCUUCUUGAUAGUGGCGGCACUUUGCAUAUGCGUCUCGCACGUACUGUGGCUUGUGGUGUGCACGAUCAUCUUUCCCCUGAAUUCACGCUCUCACAGCGAGAGUAUGAAUCUCUUCACACCAGCCAAUAUACCUUUCCUUUUUUAUAUGUUUAUGUAUACGUAUGUAUACGUAUUAUGUUUAUGUGUUACCAUGGGCAUCAAUGACACGAAGAUGUGAUAUAAUGCGAAUACAACCAC
This is a messenger RNA of Darwinula stevensoni, 806 nucleotides long. The record is from the annotation of a GenBank genome assembly. Lineage: Eukaryota; Metazoa; Arthropoda; Ostracoda; Podocopida; Darwinulidae.